AUGGUACUCACUUCUUCCGCCGCACACGAAGCCGAGCGCCGACUGAAGUGGUACGAGCAACAUAAAAUCCGGACCACCACGCCGAGCCUAUCCGAGUCGUAUCGAAAAUAUCUCGAAGAAGAAGGAGCUUUUGCAUCAUUACCCAAAACCACGACGGACGCUCUCUUACCCUUAUAUAUAUCCACACUGAAUGACCUUACUCCCAUCACAGAUGGCGCCGCCGUCUUCCGCGACCACAGUAACGGACAAGCAUCCAUCUACUUGGUCAGGGCGAUAUGCCUCGUCGUCUGCAAGACAAAACACGCAGCUCCUUUCUUAAGACUGACUGAUUUCGGUCCCCUCUUGGAGCCACUAGAGUUUGCAUCAAAGCUUCUAGCUGGACUAGAUGCUGCCAUCAAAGCAGACUUGGAACCUAACCGCAUCGUUAAGAUCCAGAUCCUAGCACUGAUGCACCUGCAUAACGACGGAUUAGCCGGCGUGGAUCGCGCGUCCAGUUAUCUGUCGCAGGCGAUAUGCGAAGCAUGGUCAAUGUGCAUACACCUGAAGAUACCUGGCAACCCUGACAACGACGAAUGCAAGUAUCUAUGGUGGUCACUCCGGAACUUUGACCGCCUUGGUAAACCAAUCAUGGCAGCGGCACCCUUCUUUAUCGACGACGCAGAUAUCGGUGUUGAACGUAUAGAACCGAAGAGAGACGACUAUCGCUCCCAAAUCAUGGCCGUCUCUCUCGCUCUUGGAGACCUCAUGACUACCGCGACUAGAGCUUACAAAGCUGGCGCUACAACGGCGGUCGAUAGUUGCUGGGAGUUUCCUUUGCUAUCAGAAAUUACGGGUGGGAGUAAUUUCCAUCAGUUCCACAUGUCGCAUCGAGGUAAGACACUUGCCGACUUGACUUUUCAAUCUACUUAA
This is a messenger RNA of Alternaria hordeiaustralica, 909 nucleotides long. RefSeq lists its product as uncharacterized. NCBI's taxonomy places the organism in Eukaryota, Fungi, Ascomycota, Dothideomycetes, Pleosporales, Pleosporaceae. The coding region runs from base 1 to 909 and encodes 302 amino acids. The record is from RefSeq and is a predicted model, not a curated record. The transcript has a single exon.